CAGGCGCAAGCAGCGGAGGCCGCUGGCGGCGAUGGGGGACGCUCUGGGCGUUACGGCGGGCGGGGAGGAAACCUACCGGGUGGAUACUAAGGAAGAAUUUGUUCAAGUCAGAAAGAGAGACCUAGAGCGGUUGACAACAGAAGUGAUGCAGUUACGAGACUUUUUACCCAAAAUACUGAAUGGGGAGAUGUUGGAAAGCUUCCAGAGAUUGGAUGCUGUAGAGACAAGCUUGGAAAAGAAAGAGCAUGAAGUAGAACAGAUAAGAAUGGAUUGUGAACAUUUUAGAGCCCGAUUGGAAAUAGCACAAGCAGAUAGCAUAAAAGAGAAGAAGGAGAAACUUGCUCUUAGACAGCAGCUGAAUGAACUGAAGCAGCAACUAUUGCAGCAGGCAGAAUAUUGUACAGAAAUGGGAGCAGCAACAUGUACCCUUUUGUGGAGUGUCUCCAGCAGUGAGGAAGCAGUAAAAGCAAUCUUGGGAGGAGGUAAGGCACUGAAGUUUUUCAAUAUCACUGGACAAACAAUGGAGAGUUUUGUAAAAUCACUGGAUAGUAAUAUAAAACAGGAGCUGGAUUCUGAUGAAAAUCAAUUUGUAUUUGCUUUGGCUGGAAUUAUAACAAAUGUUGCUGCCAUAGCUUGUGGUCGUGAAUUUCUGGUUAAUUCAAGUCGUGUACUGUUGGAUACAAUAAUGCAACUUCUGGAAGACUUGAAGCCAGGACAGUGUACCAAACUCAAAGUGUUAAUGCUAAUGACACUGUACAAUGUAAGCAUCAACUUGAAAGGCCUGAAGUAUAUAAGUGAAAGUCCAGGUUUCAUCCCUCUACUGUCAUGGCUCUUGAAAGAUCCAGAUACAGAAGUACGUCUUCAUGUUCUUCGGCUUAUCCAGUCUGUGGUUCUGGAAACAGAAGUCUUCUCCAAAUUAGCAUCACAGUUCCGUGACUCCAUGCUCCUUCAGCAUAUCAUAACUAUAUCUAAGAGUCAAAAUUUCAACCUGCGGACACUAUCUCAAGAACUCUUAGAAGAUUUUAAAGUCCUAGAAUUUGAAGUAUAGUGAUGCUUAGAAAUUGAGGUAUUUUGGUUAUAGAUAUCCUUGUUUCUGAUCCUUUUCUCCUCUUUCAUUCCUCCACUUUGCAUUUGUUAUGUUGUAACUAUAUUUUCCACGUGGUGAAAUACAAAUGACUAGAGAGGGGCAUAUAUUUAUAUUUGAGUCUGGAUUAAAUUCCUCUUGGCAGAAUAUAAACACCUAAAAAUAGUUGGAUGAUUCUGCCAGAGGCAUCUCAAGGAGGCGUAUCUUGUUCAUUUCUUGAAUUGUUUCUGGAUAUCUGAACAUCUUGAAAAUGGUAUUUCUUAAAGUGAAUGAUUCAUUAAAUUUCACUAGGUUUUCAUUAAGCCUUUAGUUUCCCAAUAUGAUAUCACCUAAAAAUGGAAAAUGAAAUAACUAUGUACCUCAUAGGUCAGCAUUUCCUUGGGUGCCUUUAGUAUGAGUCUGUGUGUGUGUUUUUGUAAAGAAAAGCAAAAACAAGUCACUUCAGUCCUCUUAGAGUGACUAUAGUUAUUUUAAAAAAUAGUAGCAGUCGAUUAUUGAAAUGUUUUGGUAAGUCUGUUAUUUAAGGACAUUGCAUGUUUUAACUCUGUAUUUGUUUUCUAAUGCAUUGUUUUUUUUAAAAUAAAUGAAAACUAGAAGAU
Messenger RNA from Trichosurus vulpecula (common brushtail), 1683 nucleotides. RefSeq names its product heat shock transcription factor 2 binding protein (gene HSF2BP). The record is from RefSeq and is a predicted model, not a curated record. Gene Ontology annotation, cellular component: cytosol. The transcript is spliced from 8 exons. Bases 32 to 1048 code for a protein of 338 amino acids. NCBI's taxonomy places the organism in Eukaryota, Metazoa, Chordata, Mammalia, Diprotodontia, Phalangeridae.